CAAAUCGUUAAACACAGCAGAGAUACCCUAGCUUAGACACACAACCCCAAAUCUCCAUUUGCAUCUCUUCUCUGCUCGUUCCUCCGCUGCUUCUGCUCUCGCUGCCGCCGCUGCCCCGCCGCUUCCAGUCUCAUUCUGCUCUUCUGCUUCCGCCUCUCCGGUUUGCCAGCUCACCUUUUCUCGCUGCAAGAUUGGAUAGGUAAACUCUCCAGCUUGCUUACCUUAAAUGCUCCUCUGACUUAAACUUAUCUUUCAGAAGAAAAUCAUGGCAAUGAACCAUGUUAGGUUAGUUAGUCGAAAUCUUAUUACCAAAGAAGCCAUUGGAGUUUCAUUCCAAAGGACAUUUGCCACUGGCAAAGCGAAAAAAGGAUCAAAAGGGGGUGCUGCGGAUGCACCCAAAGCAUCAUCUCUCAGCAAGGAAGUCAAGGCAAGUACGGUUGUAGGCGCCAACAUUCUCAAGGAAGGCGCCGAUCCGAAAAUCCAGCCUGAUUCUGAAUACCCUGAUUGGUUAUGGCAUUUGCUUGAUAAACGCUCGGCACUAAGUGAACUGCGUAGGAAGGACAUCAAUAAACUGCCUUACGAAGAUCUUAAGCGCUUUGUUAAGCUGGAUAACCGAGCAAGGAUCAAGGAGAAUAACUCUCUCAAGUCCAAGAACUGAUUCAAUGGUACAUAGGAGAAAGUUGUGAGAAUGACAGAUCAGAGUUAUAUCCUUUUUCCUUUUUGUAGUGUUGUGGUUCCAGUCUUCUGGGAUUCCUUGGAGCAAUUGAAAUGAAUUACAUGUGCUUAAGAGUUGCAUGAUGUAGCAAUCUCGAUUGGUUAUACCCUUUGCUAUUUCUCUUCGUCUUUUCCCCUGUGAUCUUUUAGCAGAUUAGACCCGAUGAACUUUGUUUGCUGUAUUGGACUGAGGUAUGUCAAUAAAAUCUUUUUUUGUAGCUUUGUGUAGACCAAUUAGA
Messenger RNA from Arachis duranensis, 953 nucleotides. RefSeq names its product 54S ribosomal protein L37, mitochondrial. Gene Ontology annotation, cellular component: mitochondrial large ribosomal subunit. Gene Ontology annotation, molecular function: structural constituent of ribosome. NCBI's taxonomy places the organism in Eukaryota, Viridiplantae, Streptophyta, Magnoliopsida, Fabales, Fabaceae. The record is from RefSeq and is a predicted model, not a curated record. The transcript has 2 exons. Bases 266 to 658 code for a protein of 130 amino acids.